AUGGCAUCUUCCUCCGUCCCUGCGUACGAGCCGCCCCUCCAACCUAUCGCAUCGCCUUCGUUCGCUGUUGAUCUCAAUGGGAGUGUAGGCAACGAGGUCGGAGAAGGGGAAUAUCCGCGGACCUCUUUACAGUGUCUUGUACCGGCUGGGGUUGGAGAUGGAUUCUUGGAUGAUCCAGAGGAUGAUGAUGUCGAGCCGGAUAUGAUUGUUGAUGACAGUGGCGAUGAUGCUGGAGCAAGUGAGCCUGCUGGGGCGGGCGGUGGUUCUAGCUUUGGCACGCAGCAGUACCCUCCACAUUUUUUCUCUUUGGACUUGGAUGCCAUGAGGCAGGAGGGGGUACCUGGGCAGCCGGCUGGAUUUGGUGCUAGAGAUGUUGAAGGGUCUGCAGGUCUGACAGAGUUUCAGGUUGGUCAGCAAUUUCUGGAUAAAGAAGAGGCCCUCUUAAGUGUCAAGACUUACAGCAUCCGUCGAGGGGUACAGUACAAGGUCGUGGAGUCUGACUAUCGCCGGUAUGUGGGCAAGUGUUCUGAGUUCGGCAAUGGGUGCACAUGGUUGAUUCGGCUUAGUCUCCGACAGCGAAAGGGAGUUUGGGAGGUCAAACGUUACAACGGACCGCAUACUUGUCUCGCCACCUCGAUUUCCAGCGACCACAGGAAAUUGGAUUACCAUGUGAUAUCGGCAUUCAUUAUGCCAAUGGUUAGGGCUGACGCAUCUGUCAGCAUCAAGGUGCUCCUAAAUGCCACCGCAACACACUUCGGGUUUAGGCCGACUUACAGGAGGGUCUGGUUGGCGAAGCAGAAGGCUGUUGCCCUCAUCUAUGGUGACUGGGAUGAGUUGUACAAUGAGCUCCCAAGGUGGGUGUUAGGAGUCCAAUUGACGAUGGCUGGUACUGUUGCAGUCCUAAAGACGAGCCCUGUUCGUGUCGGUGGACAGUUGGACGAGUCUCGAGCCUAUUUUCACAGACUAUUCUGGACGUUUCCACCGUGCAUCGAGGCAUUCCGUCAUUGCAAGCCCCUAAUUAGUAUUGACAGCACCCAUCUGUAUGGCAAGUAUGGGAGAACGUUGUUUGUCGCGAUUGCACAGUACGGGAACUCCAACAUACUCCCUGUUGCAUUCGCAUUAGUCGAGGGUGAGAACACUGAGUCGUGGUCCUUCUUUCUCUCCCACCUGCGUCAGCAUGUGACACCGCAGCCGGGUCUGCUGGUUAUCUCGGACAGGCAUAACGGCAUCAAGGCCGCGCUUGAGGCUCCUGACGGAGGCUGGUUACCUCCGUCUGCAUACCGGGCAUUCUGCAUUCAACAUGUUGCGGCAAAUUUCACCCUCACCUUCAAGGGCAAAGACGCAAGGAGGCUACUUGUGAAUGUGGCGUACGCUAAGACCGAGGUCGAGUUCUAUUACUGGUUUGAUAUUCUUAGGUCCAAAGACCCGGCGAUGUGUGACUGGGUGAACCGGAUUGAGUAUUCGUUGUGGACACAGCAUUGUGAUGAGGGGCGUAGAUUCGGACACAUGACGACGAAUAUAUCUGAGUGUGUGAACUCGAUCCUCAAGGGUGUACGAAACCUACCUGUGUGCUCGCUAGUGAAGGCAACAUACGGAAGGUUGGCAGAAUUAUUUGUUCGCAAAGGGAGAGAGGCUGAGGCGCAGAUGAAAACCGGACAACAAUUUAGUCAGCACUUGGUGAAGUGUAUAGAGGCCAACUUGAAGACGGCUAGGUGCUUCACCGUUACUGUGUACGACAGAGAUAACUCCGAGUUCACCGUCGUAGAGACAACUCCGACUGGUUCUUUCUCACUAGGUAGCUACAGAGUCUCGCUUGCAUAUCAGACAUGUGACUGUGAAUACUUCCAGGCUCUUCAUUUCCCGUGUCCCCACGCACUGACAUGCUGUGCCUACUCACGGCUUACAUGGGAGCCUUACGUCCACUACGUGUAUCGUCUUAGUUCGGUCUUCAGUGUGUAUCGGAUGGGUUUCACACCUCCCAUUCCGGAGGGUUUCUGGCCACCAUAUGACGGGCCGACUGUCAUCCCUGACCCCAAUAAGAGGCGUGCGAGAGAGGGUCGGCCGAGGUCCACUAGGAUACAGACCAAUAUGGACUAG
This is a messenger RNA of Arachis duranensis, 2097 nucleotides long. RefSeq lists its product as uncharacterized. The transcript has a single exon. Gene Ontology annotation, molecular function: zinc ion binding. The record is from RefSeq and is a predicted model, not a curated record. The coding region runs from base 1 to 2097 and encodes 698 amino acids. NCBI's taxonomy places the organism in Eukaryota, Viridiplantae, Streptophyta, Magnoliopsida, Fabales, Fabaceae.